GGGGCCUAGUUCUGCGAGGUUGGGCCGACGGCGUCGGCGGCGGGAGACGGGUGACCCGCGGCGGGGCGCCUCGGCCAUGACUGCGGAGCUGCAGCAGGACGACGCGGCCGGCGCGGCCGACGGCCACGGCUCGAGCUGCCAAAUGCUGUUAAAUCAACUGAGAGAAAUCACAGGCAUUCAGGACCCUUCCUUUCUCCAUGAAGCUCUGAAGGCCAGUAAUGGUGACAUUACUCAGGCAGUCAGCCUUCUCACUGAUGAGAGAGUUAAGGAGCCCAGUCAAGACACUGUUGCUACAGAACCAUCUGAAGUAGAGGGGAGUGCUGCCAACAAGGAAGUCUUAGCAAAAGUGAUAGACCUUACUCAUGAUAACAAAGAUGAUCUUCAGGCUGCCAUUGCUUUGAGUCUACUGGAGUCUCCCAAAAUUCAAGCUGAUGGAAGAGAUCUUAACAGGAUGCACGAAGCAACCUCUGCAGAAACUAAGCGCUCAAAGAGAAAACGCUGCGAAGUCUGGGGAGAAAACCCCAAUCCCAAUGACUGGAGGAGAGUUGAUGGUUGGCCAGUUGGGCUGAAAAACGUUGGCAAUACAUGUUGGUUUAGUGCUGUUAUUCAGUCUCUCUUUCAAUUGCCUGAAUUUCGAAGACUUGUUCUCAGCUAUAGUCUGCCACAAAAUGUACUUGAAAAUUGUCGAAGUCACACAGAAAAGAGAAAUAUCAUGUUUAUGCAAGAGCUUCAGUAUUUGUUUGCUCUAAUGAUGGGAUCAAAUAGAAAAUUUGUAGACCCGUCCGCAGCCCUGGAUCUAUUAAAGGGAGCAUUCCGAUCAUCUGAGGAACAGCAGCAAGAUGUGAGUGAAUUCACACACAAGCUCCUGGAUUGGCUAGAGGACGCAUUCCAGCUAGCUGUUAAUGUUAACAGCAGUCCCAGGAACAAAUCUGAAAAUCCAAUGGUGCAGCUGUUCUAUGGUACUUUCCUGACUGAAGGGGUUCGUGAAGGAAAACCCUUUUGUAACAAUGAGACCUUCGGCCAGUAUCCUCUUCAGGUAAACGGUUAUCGCAACUUAGACGAGUGUUUGGAAGGGGCCAUGGUGGAGGGUGAUGUUGAGCUUCUUCCUUCUGAUCACUUGGUGAAGUAUGGACAAGAGCGUUGGUUUACAAAGCUACCUCCAGUGUUGACCUUUGAACUCUCAAGAUUUGAGUUUAAUCAGUCCCUUGGUCAGCCAGAGAAAAUUCACAAUAAGCUGGAAUUUCCUCAGAUUAUUUAUAUGGACAGGUACAUGUACAGGAGCAAAGAGCUUAUUCGGAAUAAGAGAGAGUGCAUUCGAAAGUUGAAGGAGGAAAUAAAAGUUCUGCAGCAAAAAUUGGAAAGGUAUGUGAAAUAUGGCUCAGGCCCAGCUCGGUUCCCGCUCCCUGACAUGCUGAAAUAUGUUAUUGAAUUUGCUAGUACAAAACCUGCCUCAGAAAGCUGUCCACCUGAAAGUGACACACACAUGACAUUACCACUUUCUUCAGUGCACUGCUUGGUUCCUGACCAGACAUCCAAGGAAAGUACGAGUACAGAAAGCUCUUCUCAGGAUGUUGAAAGUACCUUUUCUUCUCCUGAAGAUUCUCAACACAAGUCUAAACCAUUUACAUCUUCUCGGUCUUCCAUGGAAAUGCCUGCACAGCCAGCUCCAAGAACAGUUACAGAUGAGGAGAUAAACUUUGUUAAGACUUGUCUUCAGAGGUGGAGGAGUGAGAUUGAACAAGAUAUACAAGAUUUAAAGAAUUGUAUUGCAAGUACUACUCAGACUGUUGAGCAGAUGUACUGUGAUCCUCUCCUUCGUCAGGUGCCUUAUCGCUUGCAUGCAGUUCUUGUUCAUGAAGGACAAGCAAAUGCUGGACACUAUUGGGCCUAUAUCUAUAAUCAACCCCGUCAGAGCUGGCUCAAGUACAAUGACAUCUCUGUUACUGAAUCUUCCUGGGAAGAAGUUGAAAGAGAUUCCUAUGGGGGCCUGAGAAAUGUUAGUGCUUACUGCCUGAUGUACAUUAAUGACAAACUACCCCACUUCAAUGCAGAGGCAGCCUCAAAUGAGUCAGAUCAAAUGUCAGAAGUGGAAGCCUUAUCUGUGGAACUUAAGCAUUACAUUCAGGAGGAUAACUGGCGGUUUGAGCAGGAAGUAGAGGAGUGGGAAGAAGAGCAAUCUUGCAAAAUCCCUCAAAUGGAGUCCUCCACCAACUCCUCAUCACAGGACUUCUCUACAUCACAAGAGCCUUCAGUAGCCUCUUCUCAUGGGGUUCGCUGCUUGUCAUCUGAGCAUGCUGUGAUUGUAAAGGAGCAGACUGCCCAGGCUAUUGCAAACACAGCCCGUGCCUAUGAGAAGAGCGGUGUAGAAGCAGCACUGAGUGAGCUUAAAGAAGCUGAACCCAAGAAGCCCAUGCCCCAGGAAACAAACCUUGCAGAGCAGUCAGAGCAGCCUCAAAAGGCUAAUGAUGCAGAGUCUACUGCCCAGCCUAAUUCUGAGGUCUCUGAAGUCGAGAUUCCCAGUGUGGGAAGGAUUCUGGUUAGAUCUGAUGCAGAUGGAUAUGAUGAGGAGGUGAUGCUGAGCCCUGCCAUGCAAGGGGUCAUCCUGGCCAUAGCUAAAGCCCGUCAGACCUUUGACCGAGAUGGGUCUGAAGCAGGGCUAAUUAAGGCAUUCCAUGAGGAAUACUCCAGGCUCUAUCAGCUUGCCAAAGAGACCCCCACCUCUCACAGUGAUCCUCGACUUCAACAUGUCCUUGUCUACUUCUUCCAAAAUGAAGCACCCAAAAGGGUAGUAGAACGAACUCUUCUGGAACAGUUUGCAGAUAAAAAUCUUAGCUAUGAUGAAAGAUCAAUCAGCAUUAUGAAGGUGGCUCAAGCGAAACUGAAGGAAAUUGGUCCAGAUGACAUGAAUAUGGAAGAGUACAAGAAGUGGCAUGAAGAUUAUAGUUUGUUCCGAAAAGUAUCUGUGUACCUCCUAACAGGCCUAGAACUCUAUCAGAAAGGAAAGUACCAAGAGGCACUUUCCUACCUGGUAUAUGCCUACCAGAGCAAUGCUGCCCUGCUGAUGAAGGGGCCUCGCCGGGGGGUCAAGGAGUCCGUCAUUGCUUUGUACCGAAGGAAAUGCCUUCUGGAGCUGAAUGCCAAAGCAGCUUCUCUCUUUGAAACGAAUGAUGAUCUCUCUGUAACCGAGGGCAUUAAUGUGAUGAAUGAGCUGAUCAUCCCCUGCAUUCACCUUAUCAUUAAUAAUGACAUCUCCAAGGAUGACCUGGAUGCCAUUGAAGUCAUGAGAAACCAUUGGUGCUCUUACCUUGGGCAAGAUAUUGCAGAAAAUCUGCAGCUGUGCCUAGGGGAGUUUCUACCCAGACUUCUAGAUCCUUCUGCAGAAAUCAUCGUCUUGAAGGAACCUCCAACUAUUCGACCCAAUUCUCCCUAUGACCUGUGUAGCCGAUUUGCAGCUGUCAUGGAGUCAAUUCAAGGAGUUUCAACUGUGACAGUGAAAUAAGCUCCCACAUGCUCAAGGCCCAUUCUGGUUUCUGGCUGCCUGCCCCUUGCACAGAAGUCCGUUGUCACAGUGCUCACCUUGGGAAAAGGAUUAGUGGGCACUAAGAUUCCAAUUCAGACCCCAACCAUGCUGGGUGUGUAAAGAAGGAUUGAAAAUAAAAUUGCACUUUUUAGGUACAAAAUCGUAAAAGCUAUUUCACUAGAAAAGGUGGAAACUAGUGUAUUAAGGUGUUGAAUUAUGCCAGAAGACCUGAAAUGCCUUGUACCUACAACAAUGCUUAGCCUUGCCACUUUUAAAACUAUGCUUCAGGCAUAAUUUUUUUUUUUUUUUUUUUGAGACAGAGUUUUGCUCUUGUUAUCCAGGCUGGAGUGCAACGGCGCAAUCUUGGCUCACCGCAACCUCCGCCUCCUGGGUUCAGGCAAUUCUCCUGCCUCAGCCUCCUGAAUAGCUGGGAUUACAGGCACGCGCCACCAUGCCCAGCUAAUUUUUUGUAUUUUUAUUAGGGACGGGGUUUCACCAUGUUGACCAGGAUGGUCUCGAUCUCUUGACCUCGUGAUCCACCCACCUCGGCCUCCCAAAGUGCUGGGAUUACAGGCGGGAGCCACCGCGCCCAGCCCAGGCAUAAAUAUUUUUGGCACCAGAAUAGAAGAAUGAAUCAUGAGAACCUGAACUAGAUGAAUAGCUACUAGUUCUUUUAUCAAAUACAGACGACAUUUAAAAAUUCUUCACUACAAGAGAUGAGAAAUAUAAACCUUGCCUGGCUCUUGACAGGAGGUGACAGAUGGGUUGCUGAUGAACCAUUUUACAUGUGGGUGGAAUGUAAGGUCACGUGGCAGUAUGAUGUUGAAAAGUCAAAAGAGACCUAUCUCUCUCUUUUAUUUUCUAUCUUUAAAUAAACCAGAAAACCUCAUACCCAGUCCUCAGUGAAAGAAAGGAAACCAUUAAGGACUUCAGACAGAACAGCAUUUUGUAACUUGACUAAAGAUCAUGCGUUAAUAGUUGUUAGGCAUUUAGGUAAAAUUUUCUAAUAUCUGAAAAUUGUCAGAAAUGGUCUAAGGCUACUACUGGCUCCAAAGACCAUUUUGGUCUGCCUCCUCUUUUAUGUCCCCCCCUACCCCCACCCCCCGAGACAGUCUCACUGUAUCGCCCAGGCUGGAGUGCAGUGGCAUGAUCUCAGCUCACUGCAAACUCUGCCUCCUGGGCUCAAGUGAUUGUGGUGACAUAGCCUCCCAAGUAGCUGGGAUUACAGGCAUGUGCCACAACUAGCUAAUUUUUAUAUUUUUAGUAGAGACGGAGUUUCACCAUGUUGGCCAGAUUGAUCUCGAACUCCUGGCCUCAAGUGAUCUGCCUGCUUCAGCCUCCCAAAGUGGUGGGAUUACUGGCAAGCCACCACACCCAGCCUUCUUUUUUGCCCUUAAAAGUAAUUUGUUUAAAAAAAAAAAAAAGAAAAGAAGAAAAAAAUUUAAAGCGAAAGAAAGAAAAAAAGCACCAUACAUAUGCAAAACUAUAUAUAUGUAUAUGUAGAGAAAAAUACUUCCUGUUGAUGACUUUUAAAUGGCUUCUGAUUGGAUAUUGUAUUUUAACCAAAUUUUAAAGAGUAAUGGAGGAAUCAUGAAAGGGAAGAAUACUUGAUACAACUAUGCAGAUUUUAUAAAUGUGCAAUAAAAGUAUUUGUUUUA
This is a messenger RNA of Callithrix jacchus (white-tufted-ear marmoset), 5178 nucleotides long. It is a transcript of the gene USP28, whose product is annotated as ubiquitin specific peptidase 28. Gene Ontology annotation, molecular function: protein binding; proteasome binding; cysteine-type deubiquitinase activity. The record is from RefSeq and is a predicted model, not a curated record. Gene Ontology annotation, biological process: protein deubiquitination; DNA damage checkpoint signaling; proteasome-mediated ubiquitin-dependent protein catabolic process. Gene Ontology annotation, cellular component: cytosol; nucleus. Lineage: Eukaryota; Metazoa; Chordata; Mammalia; Primates; Cebidae.